This is a messenger RNA of Pseudovirgaria hyperparasitica, 498 nucleotides long. RefSeq lists its product as uncharacterized. The record is from RefSeq and is a predicted model, not a curated record. Bases 1 to 498 code for a protein of 165 amino acids. The transcript has a single exon. NCBI's taxonomy places the organism in Eukaryota, Fungi, Ascomycota, Dothideomycetes, Acrospermales, Acrospermaceae.
AUGUCGACCGAAAUGGAUUGGUAUCAUGACUACUGCCUCUCCUGCGAUCGCCAGCUCUCCGAGGGCGCUUACUGCUCCCAGGCCUGCCGUCUAGCAGACCUCGAAAACACGAAUUCAAACACGACGUCCGUUAAUACUCACAAUCACACUCACUCCGGCUUCUACCUCCCUCCUGCCGUCGACUUCGCUACCCACAGCCAAUCCGCUGAGCGGAGCAAAGCAUACUCCCAGCAAUCGAGUCCUUCCACACACUACUACACAUACUACUCUCCUCCAUCGCCGACAUGCUCCUCCUACAGCUCCACCUCUAGCUCUACCGCACAAACCUCACAGACUCAGGCAAAACGCCUCAGUGCUUCAUCAUCUCACUCGUCGUUAUCGUCCGUAUCGGGCAAUCAGACUGCUCCAGGCCUCACACCUCAAGCUGCAUCAGCGUUACAAGGCUAUGUCAGUUCCUUUGACCAAGUUCGGGAGCACAAGCGACGAUAUCGAUCCUAG